Cuscuta epithymum is the source of this 4069-nucleotide messenger RNA. The record is from the annotation of a GenBank genome assembly. Lineage: Eukaryota; Viridiplantae; Streptophyta; Magnoliopsida; Solanales; Convolvulaceae.
CAAUGGACUCUAUUGACGUGACUUGUUCACACUUUUUACAUUUGAUGUGCUCUAAAUCUAAUCUGUAUGUGUUUAGUUUGACCUGAAUGUUUUAUCUGAAUUUCGUUGAUCUAAUACUGCGUAUGAAAUUUGCUGAUCUAUUAUACGGAGUAAUUUAUUUCUGAGUUUAUUUGACUUUUCUGAGUUGGUUAUUCUUUUCUGGGUCUCAUUUCUUCCUGAUUUUUAUGAUCUGGUUUUAUAUUAAAAUAAAAAAAAUACUCCGUAACAGUUACUCGUAUACCUUUCGGGCAACUUUACAGCCUAUUAGCCUAUUGUUGAUGAAACCUGUGGAAGCUACGCAUUCAUCCUUGUAUGUUCUUCACCAUUCUUAUUGAUCAAAAGCAGAGAAACAAAUUGGAGAAGCUGCGAGGCUGCGAUGGCGGUUUCAAUGAGAGAUUUGGAUCCAGCUUUCCAAGGGGCUGGACAGAAGUCUGGGAUUGAGAUAUGGCGCAUUGAAAAUUUUCGUCCUGUCCCCGUUUCAAAGUCAUAUUACGGAAAAUUUUAUACAGGAGACUCUUAUGUUAUUCUGAAGACCACUGCCUUGAAAAGUGGUGCCUUACGACAUGAUAUUCACUACUGGCUUGGUAAAGAUACAAGUCAGGAUGAAGCUGGUGCAGCAGCUAUUAAGACUGUUGAAUUAGAUGCAGCCCUUGGAGGACGUGCUGUACAAUAUCGUGAAGUACAAGGCCAUGAAACUGAGAAGUUUCUUUCUUAUUUUAAGCCAUGUAUAAUACCCCAAGAAGGUGGAGUUGCAUCAGGGUUCAAGCAUGCUGAAUUAGAAGAGCACAAGACUCGCCUAUAUGUAUGCAAAGGGAAACAUGUAGUCUACGUGAAAGAGGUCUCUUUUGCCCGUUCCUCACUAAACCAUGAUGACAUUUUUAUUCUUGAUACCAAGUCCAAAAUAUUUCAAUUCAAUGGAGCCAAUUCAUGUAUUCAAGAGAGGGCUAAAGCACUUGAAGUUGUACAGUACAUUAAAGAUACUUACCAUGAUGGAACGUGCGAGGUGACUGCAAUUGAGGAUGGAAAAUUGAUGGCCGAUGCUGACACAGGAGAAUUCUGGGGGUUGUUUGGUGGCUUUGCUCCGCUUCCAAGGAAAAGCACCACUGAUGGUACUAAAAGUCCAGAUGCUCCAUCCACCAGACUAUAUAGAGUUGAGAAAGGGCAUAGAGUGCCAGUUGAGGCUGCUUCCUUGGCUAAGGAGUUGCUGGAUACAAAUAGAUGCUACAUUCUUGACACAGGAUCUGAAGUCUUUGUGUGGAUGGGAAGAAAUACUUCUCUUGAUGAAAGAAAAUCUGCGAGUGGAGCUACAGAUGAAUUAUUAAGCCCUGAAAGAACAAAAUGUCACGUUAUUCGUGUCAUAGAAGGAUUUGAAACAGUGACGUUUCGUUCAAAGUUCGACAAUUGGCCCCACUUAACUGAUGUUUCUGUGUCAGAGGAUGGUAGAGGCAAGGUUGCUGCACUUUUAAAGCGUCAGGGGGUUAAUGUCAAGGGUCUAAUGAAAGCUGCUCCUCCAAAGGAAGAACCUCAACCUUAUAUAGAUUGCACAGGAAACUUACAGGUUUGGCGCGUGAAUGCUCAGCAGAAGAUGCUUCUUGAAGCACAUAGUCAGUCAAAAUUCUACAGUGGGGACUGCUAUAUAUUUCAAUAUUCUUUUAUGGGUGAAGAUAAAGAGGAAUAUCUUAUAGGGACAUGGUUUGGAAAACAAAGUGUCAAGGAAGAUCAAGUCUCAGCAACUUCACAAGCUAGUAAGAUGGUGGAGUCCCUGAAGUUCUUGGCCACACAGGCUCGCAUUUAUGAAGGAUACGAACCAAUCCAGUUCUUUGCGAUCUUCCAAAGUUUUAUUGUUUUCAAGGGUGGACACAGUGAUGGAUACAAAAAGUUCUUGGCUGAAAAAGAACUUCCUGAUGACACAUAUAGCGAGGAUGGAGUUGCUUUGUUUCGAGUACAAGGUACUGGACCUGAUAACAUGCAAGCCAUCCAAGUUGAACCGGUUGCAUCUUCAUUGAACUCCUCCUACUGUUAUAUACUACAAAAGGGAUCUUCUAUCUUUACUUGGUGUGGAAAUCUCACCAGCUCUGAGGAUGUGGAACUUGUUGAGAGGCUAUUGGAUCUUAUAAAGCCUGACUUGCAGUCUAAGCUGCAGAAAGAAGGUGCUGAAUCUGAACUAUUUUGGGAUAUAUUGGGUGGGAAAUCUGAGUACUCCAGCCAGAAGACUGCAAGGGAUUCUGAAAGUGACCCUCAUCUUUUCACAUGCACCUUCUCAAAGGGAGAUCUGGAGGUGUGUUCCUUCACUUAUUCUUUAAUAGCUCUAUUAUAGGACUGUAGUUUUGCAGUUCAUCGGUAGUUUGCUUUUAUUUAGUAAGAUGAGUAGGGAGUGGAAAUCAAAAUAAAAGUAAUGUAUUGCUCAAGACAACCUGAAACAGUAUUGCUUAUCAUAUAAUAUACGAUGUUGAUGUUAAUAAUCAUAUAUAAGGCUAGAUGCUUCCACUAUCUUCAUCAUAUUUCCUAUGAGAUUUUGAAUGAUGCUUUUUGUUGCAGGUGACUGAAAUUUACAACUUCAAUCAGGAUGAUCUCAUGACUGAAGACAUAUUCAUCCUUCAUUGUCAUUCAGACAUUUAUAUCUGGGUUGGGAAACAGGUCGAGUACAAGACUAAAAUACAGGCUCUAACUAUCGGUGAGAAAUUUCUCGAGCAUGAUUUCCUUCUGGAGAGAGUAUCUCGCCAGGCUCCAAUAUACAUUGUUAUGGAAGGAAGUGAACCUCCUUUCUUUACUCGUUUUUUCAUAUGGGACUCUGAAAAAUCUGCUAUGCAUGGAAACUCAUUCCAAAGAAAACUUACUAUAGUGAAAAACGGGGGCACCCCAACAGUGGAUAAGCUGAAAAGGAGAACAGCUGUCUCAUAUGUGGGAAGAUCAUCUGCCCCUGAAAAAUCACGUUCUAGAAGCAUGUCAUCUAGCCCUGACCGAGUUCGAGUCAGAGGCCGGUCUCCUGCAUUCAGUGCCCUAGCUGCUACUUUUGAGAGUGCAAAUUCAAGAAACCUUUCAACUCCUCCACCCAUGGUCAGAAGGGUUUAUCCAAAAUCUGUAACCCCAGAUUCAGCAAAACUGGCUACCAAGUCAGCAGCCAUUUCAGCACUAAGUUCAAGCUUUGAAAAACAUCUUCCGCCCAGGGAUGUCGUUGUACCACGUGCUACAAAAGCAAACUCUGAAUCACCAACCUCGAGCCCUGGUGAACAAUAUUCUAAACGGACACCUCCCAGUGCUAGUGGAGGCGCGGUGCCCAAACCUAAACCAGAAACAAUUCAAGAAGAUCUAAAGGAGGGUGAAUGUAAAGAUGAUGAUGGACUUCCAGUAUAUCCUUAUGAACGGCUCAAAACGGCAUCAAGUGAUCCUGUUACUGAAAUUGAUGUAACAAAACGAGAGACAUACCUGUCCUCGGAAGAGUUUAGAGAGAAAUUUGGGAUGACCAAGGAAGCAUUCUAUAAGUUACCUAAGUGGAAGCAGAACAAGCUAAAAAUGACUCUUCAGUUGUUCUAAGGUAUACAAAACCUGUCUACAGCAGUCAGGCACAGUUUCAACUCGAUGACAGCAUCGGUUCAUUUUUUUAUAUAGCCGCAUAACGGAAUAGAAGAUCCUUUCAAUUCUUCAUUUCCAGUUGUCUAUUUUUUAUGGGUUGGUUACUUGAUAUUCUUUGUGGUUUUAUAGGUUUGUUGUUGGCUGUAAUUGUUUGUGCUUCAUUUUUUCCUUUACAUUCAAGCAUAUUUUAUACAAGCUACCCUAAAGCUUUCUUGUAUAUUAGGGUGUUUUUGGUAGAUUACUUGUAGUGAUGAUCCUUGUGGUUAUCUAGAUGUACCGGGGGUCGGGGAUCUAUAUAGCCAGUAUUUUUAUUGGUGGAAAUUUGCAAGAAACAGAGCCAUCAUCAUAGGUUGGUGAUGCAAAUAGAGUGUGCAGAAGUGUAAAACUAUAAACUACUCCGCGUGUUAUCGCUCGGUCAAUGAAGUUAGAUUAUUUGUUAUUAAUUCCUUUUGCCUCC